CAAUCCAUUCGUCUCGUCUCUCCGAUUCCGCCGUCGAAUUCCGGAAUUCCCUUUGGCAAGCUCAGCGAAGGCUCCAUUUGUGUUUCGCAAUUCAAAAAAGGAAACAUCAGGAUGAGCAUAGCUGAGGGACAUUUUCGAGGCAUGAAGGAGUUACUCUCCUCGAUGGAACCGGAGACUGACGCAAAUGACGUGAAGGAGCUGAAACAAAGGACGCAUAUGCUUUGUGCGAGAUUUCUUGGUGGAGCAUGGAAAACUGUGCCAUUGGACCAUCUCCGAAUAAGCAGAAUAAAAGGUGGCAUGAGCAAUAUGCUUUUCCUAUGUCGGCUAUCAGAAUCACAUCGUCCUAUACGCAAUGAGCCCGACAAGGUUUUGCUACGAGUAUACUUCAACCCAGAAACUGAGAGCCAUUUGGUAGCCGAGUCGGUCAUAUUUACGUUACUCUCAGAACGUCACCUUGGACCGAAGCUUUAUGGAAUUUUUAGCGGAGGUCGCUUAGAAGAAUAUAUUCCUUCUCGCCCGUUGACUUGUCGAGAGAUCGCAUUGCCAACAAUGUCGUCAAAAAUCGCUAAGCGAUUAUCCAAAGUUCACCAGUUGGAAGUUCCCAUAUGGAAGGAACCUGACUAUCUCUGUGAUGCCUUGAACCGAUGGCUCUGUCAGCUAAUGAGUACGCCACACGGAGAAAACACCAUCACUCUUCCAAGUAAAUAUUCACAAUGGGCACCGGCCCAACUCACUUGCGACCACAUUGCUAGGGAGCUCGACUUUUUGCGGACAAUGAUAAGCAAGAGCAAGAGCCCUGUCACUUUCUGCCACAAUGAUCUCCAGGAAGGAAACAUCCUUCUUCCCAAAGGCUCAUCUGGAAAUAUUAGGCUACCUUCGUUAAGCGAUGAUUCGCCUGGUGGUCUCAGUCUAACCGCUUUUAACCCAGCUGAUCCUCGAUUAGUUCUAAUAGAUUUUGAAUAUGCUAGUUACAAUUACAGGGGAUUCGACUUUGCAAAUCACUUUGUUGAAUAUUCCAUAGAUUACGAUGUUCACGAACCUCCUUACUAUAAAAUAUAUCCAGAGAAUUUUCCAGAAGAACAUCAGUUAGUUGAAUUUUUCGUAAACUAUCUUCGAGAAUUUGGACAAACUCCUGAAAACAAGCUUGAAGAAAAAGCGGAGGAACUUGUUAAGGAAACGCUUCCCUUCGUUCCCGUUUCGCACUUUUUCUGGGGAGUUUGGGGUCUGCUACAAGUAGAAUUGUCUCCGGUCGGAUUUGGGUUUGCGGAAUACGGGCGUGACAGAUUAGGACUAUACUUUCAACAUCGUCAUCUACUGGACAUGUUUGACUCUGACCAAAAUGUGCAAUAAUAAUAGUUUGAUCUGGCAAAUCUCGGUGCAAUAAACAUGAGCAUUGUCAGAGC
This is a messenger RNA of Cylicocyclus nassatus, 1403 nucleotides long. Lineage: Eukaryota; Metazoa; Nematoda; Chromadorea; Rhabditida; Strongylidae. The record is from the annotation of a GenBank genome assembly.